AACCCCAAAUUCGACCAGUUCGCCGUCGCGCUCAAGUCGGGCGUGGAUGUCGUGCAUCAGCGAUCGCUGAUUCAGCUUGUAUCGUUUUUGCAGCCCGUGAGGAACCUAAUACUUAUUGGGGAUGGGGUUGUUGAAGUGGGGGAUUUGGAGAUGAUUGAUGUUAUCAGUGGGUUGUAUGAUGAUGCGGGGAAGAAGGAUGUCAAGGCGGCGGCGCAAGCGCAUGCUAACGCGGUGAAUGCGGCGGAACCCCUCUCCGUGGACGCCGUCAACCCGGACGAAUCCUCCACCGGCUGGAAAUCCGACGGCCACAAAAACCUCCCCGGCUUCCGCGAGCUCUACACCCGCUUCCCCGACGCCGCGUGGUACAUCAUGCUCGACGACGACACGUACGUGUUCUUCGAUAACCUCGCCGACCGGCUAUCUAUCUACGACCCGGACAUUCCGCACUACUUUGGCGCCAAGACCCAGUUUGUAGGGUGUGACAAUGUCUGGGCGUGGGGCCAGGGCCCCUAUUUCGCGCAUGGCGGUAGCGGGAUUGUGGUUUCGCGGGGAGCGAUGAGAGAGAUGAUGAGCGGGCUUGACAACUGUAUUGAGAAAUACCGCACAUGCUGGGCUGGCGAUGUACGCACGGCGCUGUGCCUACGCGACCAAGGCGUGCUACUUCACUCCCCGUCUGGGUUCUACGGCUCCCCACCCAACAAACAGUUCUGGUUCCCGCACAACGCCUGCGACCGCCCGUUGACGUUCCACCACCUCCUCGUCAAACAAGUGCAGGAUCUCUACAACUUGGAGAAGAAGGUGAUUGGACAGUACGGCAAGGGCGCAGUGACGUUUGGGGAUAUAUACUGGGACUGGCAUCCGACGAGCGUGCGGUUGGCGGAUUAUGACCGGAAGGGAGCGGAGAUUGCGAGUUGGCUGGCGGAUAGUGUUGAGGUGUGUGAGGCGCUUUGUAAGGGGAAGAAGAAUUGUGUUACGUGGGUUUAUGAUGGUCACAAAUGCUGGAUGAAAGACCGCAUCCCACCCGGAAAGACCGAGAAGGGAAUCUUGACCGGCGUCGUGAAAGAACGAUACAUGUGCAAUGCGUCCAGACAGGGGUUCUGA
Molecule: messenger RNA, 1101 nt
Organism: Fimicolochytrium jonesii
Lineage: Eukaryota; Fungi; Chytridiomycota; Chytridiomycetes; Spizellomycetales; Powellomycetaceae
Exons: 3
Cellular component (GO): membrane
Molecular function (GO): glycosyltransferase activity
Source: RefSeq, a predicted model, not a curated record